Molecule: messenger RNA, 1362 nt
Organism: Rhodotorula toruloides NP11
Lineage: Eukaryota; Fungi; Basidiomycota; Microbotryomycetes; Sporidiobolales; Sporidiobolaceae
Exons: 3
Coding region: 1-1362 (453 amino acids)
Source: RefSeq, a predicted model, not a curated record
AUGGCUGCGCUCGCUGCUCAGAAUGUCGUCAACCCCCUCCUCGUCAAGCAGACCGUUGAGGGGUCCUUCCAUCACACGAUCACUUGCGACCUCGACCUCGACCUGAUGGAACCCAACCUGGACGAACGAUUCGAGCUGGACGGUGUGCCGCUGGCAGGGACCUGGAUGUGCGACGUCAACAGGCGCGCGGACUGUGUCGACAUCGUCCUCAACUUUGGCGCCCUCUCCGCUGGUCGAUGGGGACCGCAAAUUCGCGUCCUCCUUCGCUUCUUUUACCUGACGGACGGACAGCAGGUCCUGCUGGAAGAAGUCGCUUGGGGGAGGGACCCUGCGCCGCGGCUGGAUCCGGAAUUGGGAGGAGUGUGCAAUAGCUAUUUGCUCGACAUCCCGCUUGGCAAGGUCAACGAUGCGGCCGCUGCGUCUUCCAGCGCAUUCAAUCCGGUCGAACAUCGCGCUUAUCGCCUCAUCAUCGACAUCCACUCGCGACCCACCAAACCUACUCUUGAAGCGGAGAGGUUGAUCAGGCGCAUGCCUGAUACCGAUCUGUCGGCUUUCACGCACAAUGUCCGACUCUUCUUUCCCCGUCACGAUGCCGACCUUUGGCCCGAAUCGAGUGUUCUGUCUCGCGCGUCGCCGUAUUUCAGAACACUUCUCGCCAGCGACUUCGCCGAGAGCGUCACCGUGCCACAAAAGCGGAAGCGUACGGCCAGUGCGACGACGGGAACGGCAGCUCCUGCUCCAACUGAUGCAGAUGCGGCAGACCCGGACGGCCAGGGCUUCGAAGACUCUGACAACGAGACGGACAAGCUUUACUUCGAGAAGCACCCGGCUUUGCAGCACAAGCGCGACGAGCUGCAGCACCCGUUCAAGGAGAUCAAGAUCACCGCGACUGCCUUUACGACCUAUCGAGCCGUCCUGGCCUACCUCCGAACUGGCUUCAUCGCCUUUGCGCCACUUUCCUCCACUCUCCCCGUGCCCGAUGAGACCGACAUCUCGACUCGCAAAUCGCGCAUUGAGGCGGCCAUUUCUGCGAGAUCGUCCCUGCCCUAUCCCGUCUCGCCCAAGUCGAUAUAUCGCCUCGCCCAUCUUCUCGAGAUUGCGCCACUCCAGACUCUGUGUCUUGCCAAUCUUUCCAAGCAGUUGACGAUCAAUUGCGCGCCCGCCGAGCUCUUCACCGACAUGUGCGUCUGCUACGACGCCUGGCGCAACGUCGUCCUCGACUACAUCGUCAAGAACUGCGACGCCGUCACAAAGUCGGCGGGAUGGACUGAAGCGACGAGCAGGGUCGAGCGCGACGAGGUCCCCAGAGCGGGGCCGAUCAUGCUCGAGCUGUUCAAGCGCAAGGUCCUCAAGACAGCCUAG